Messenger RNA from Mirounga angustirostris (Northern elephant seal), 4468 nucleotides. RefSeq lists its product as uncharacterized. Lineage: Eukaryota; Metazoa; Chordata; Mammalia; Carnivora; Phocidae. Bases 1 to 4176 code for a protein of 1391 amino acids. The transcript is spliced from 30 exons. The record is from RefSeq and is a predicted model, not a curated record. Gene Ontology annotation, biological process: signal transduction; regulation of Rho protein signal transduction. Gene Ontology annotation, molecular function: GTPase activator activity.
AUGAGUAACUUCAGCACCAGCUUCGUGAAAGGCUACUCAGGUUCGAAGAGCUCUUCUGUUGAGGUGGAUGCCUGCAGCAAAAGCACUACAUCAUCUGAGGGUGCCGCCCAUACCCUGCUUAUCCACGGCCCCGUCGAGCUCAAGAGCGGCUGGAGGAGGCAGAAGCGGCACCUCUUCUUAUUCAGCGAUUUCUUGCUGGUGUCCAAUACCAAGUAUAAGAAAAAACUUAAGAUAAAAAAGAAAAUACCACUGAACACCAUGUGGACUGCCAACUGUAUGGACAGAGUGGAGGAUGCCAACAUCUGUGCUGGGAGGUCCUUUAUCCUGGGCUGGCCCACGGUGACCUUUGUGGCCACCUUCGGUUCUUCGGAACAAAAGGAAAAAUGGCAUUCUUUCCUUCAAAGGUAUAUCAGUCUGGCCAAAGAGAAGGACCAGCCCAAAAGCAUUCCUCUCAGAAUCUUCACUGAGGACAUCAAGAACUGUGCCUGUUCUGUAACUGUAACAGUAACAAAUUCAGACACAGUGAAUGACAUUAUCAACAUGUCACUACCAAUGCUAGGAAUAACUGGCUCUGAGAAAGACUACCAGCUGUGGGUGAGUGCUGGCAAGGAAGCGUCCCCACACCCACUCACUGGACAUAAACAUCCCUAUGGAAUUAAAAUGAGCCAUCUUCCAUCUACCACACUGCUGCCGCAGACACCAGAGGACUCCAUCUCUCCUUCCACCCUCCAGGAGUCCCUCCUUCUGGAGCAGGGGUUCGCAGAGAUGCAAGGCCAGUUCAUCCUGAAGCCCAGGCACCCAACGCAGAAUGAGCAAGGGAGAGAUUACGGGCAGAAGACACUUAAAAGCCGUUUUUUCAGAGACUGGGCCUGUUGUCUGGGCUCCAGCACUAGCCAGCACAGCCAGUGCACAACCCCACCUUCUUCAAAGCCAGGACAGCUCUUUGGAGUUUCCCUCAUGGAUGUGUGUGAUAAAGACAACCUGCCGUUGCCAAUUCUGGAUAUGCUUUCCUUUAUUAAUCAAAAAGGGCCACUCACAGAAUGCAUCUUCAGCAAAUCACCCAAUAUAAAAUCAACUAGGGUCAUAAAGGAGAAACUAAAUUCUGGGGUCAAAGUGGACCUGUACAGCGAAUCUGUUCAUGUGGUCGCAUCCGUCUUAAAGGAUUUCCUAAGAAAUAUCCCAGGAAGUAUAUUUUUGUUCAAUCUCUAUGACAAAUGGCUCGGUGUUAUUGAUCAAGGGAACGAAGAGGAGAAGAUGACUGCAGCGCGGAGGCUUUUAGCCCAGCUGCCAAGAGCAAAUGUUGUUCUCUUGCGAUACCUUUUUGGAGUGCUAUACAACAUCGAGCAACAUUCCUCAUCCAAUCAGAUGACAGCUUAUAAUUUAUCCGUUUGUAUAGCCCCAAGCGUUCUUUACCCACCUGAUUCCGACAGCUUGGAAUUGGAAGACAACUUGAUAAAAAAGAUUUCUCUUGUACAAUUUCUCAUUGAAAAUUGCCUUAAAAUAUUUGGAGAAGACAUCACUUCCCUCUUGGGAGAGAACUCAAUGAGUCGUGGUAACAGCGAGCAGGCUGCAGACUCCAGCCUGAAGACUGUGAAAACCCGUUCUUUCAGAGACAGGGUGUUUUGUCGGGGUUCCAGCACUUCCCAGCACAACCAGUGCACAGCCCCACCUUCCGCAAAGCCAGGACAGCUCUUUGGAGUUUCCCUCAUGGAUGUGUGUGAUAAAGACAACUUGUCCUUCCCAAUUCUGGGUAUGCUUUCCUUUAUUAAUCAGAAAGGGCCACUCACAGAAGGCGUCUUCAGAAACUCAGCCAAUAUAAAAUCCCGCAGAGUCCUAACGGAGAAACAAAAUUCUGGGGUCAAAGUGAACCCGUACAGGGAAUCUAUUCAUGUGUUCGCAUCCGUCUUAAAGGAUUUUCUUAGAAAUAUCCAUGGAAGUAUAUUUUUAUCUGAUCUCUAUGACAAAUGGCUCGGUGUUAUUGAUCAAGGCAACGAAGAGGAGAAGAUAACUGCAGCCCAGAGGCUUUUACCCCAGCUGCCAAGAGGAAAUGUUGUUCUCUUGCGAUACCUUUUUGGAGUGUUAUACAACAUUGAGCAACCUCCCUCAUCCACUCAGAUGACAGCUUAUAAUUUAUCAGUGUUUAUAACCCUAAGCGUUCUUUACGCACCUGAUUCUGGCACCUUAGAAUUGGAAGACAACUUGAUAAAACAGAUUUCUCUUGUACAAUUUCUCCUUGAAAAUUGCCUCAGGAUAUUUGGAGAAGACAUCACUUCCCUCUUGGGAGAGAACUCAAUGAGUCGUGGUAACAGCGAGAAGGCUGCAGACUCCGGCAAGAAAACUGUGACAAGCCGUUCUUUCAGAGACAGGGCCUUUUGGUGGGGCUCCAGCACUUGCCAGCAGAACCAGUGCACAACCCCACAUUCUGCAAAGCCAGGACAGCUCUUUGGAGUUUCCCUCAUGGUUGUGUGUUAUAAAGACAACCUGGCCUUCCCAAUUCUGGGUAUGCUUUCCUUUAUUAAUCAAAAAGAGCCACUCACAGACGGCGUCUUCAGAAACUCAGCCAAUAUAAAAUCCUGCCAUGUCCUAAAGGAGAAACUAAAUUCUGGGGUCAAAGUGAACCCGUACAGCGAAUCUGUUCAUGUGGUUGCAUCCGUCUUAAAGGAUUUUCGUAGAAAUAUCCAAGGAAGUAUAUUUUUAUCUGACCUCUAUGACAAAUGGCUCGGUGUUAUUGAUCAAGGCAACAAAGAGGAGAAUAUAACUGCAGCCCAGAGGCUUUUAGCCCAGCUGCCAAGAGCAAAUGUUGUUCUCUCGCGAUACCUUUUUGGAGUGCUAUACAACAUUGAGCAACAUUCCUCAUCCAAUCAGAUGACAGCUUAUAAUGUAACCGUUUGUACAGCCCCAAGCGUUCUUUACCCACCUGAUUCCGGCAGCUUGGAAUUGGAAGACAACUUGAUAAAAAAGAUUUGUCUUGUACAGUUUCUCAUUCAAAAUUGCCUCAGGAUAUUUGGAGAAGUCAUCACUUCCCUCUUGGGAGAGAACUCAAUGAGUCAUGAUUACGGGAAGAAGACUGUGAAAAGCCGUUAUUUCAGAGCCAGGGCCUUUUGGUGGGGCACCAGAACUUUCCAGCACAACCAGUGCACAUCCCCACCUUCCGCAAAGCCAGGACAGCUCUUUGGAGUUUCCCUCAUGGAUAUGUGUUAUAAAGACAAGCUGCCCUUUCCAAUUCUGGAUAUGCUUUCCUUUAUUAAUCAAAAAGGGCCACUCACAGAAGGCGUCUUCAGCAAAUCAGUCAAUAUAAAAUCCUGCAGAGUCCUAAAGAAAAAACUAAAUUCUGGGGUCAAACUGAACGCGUACAGCGAAUCUGUUCAUGUGGUCGCAUCCGUCUUAAAGGACUUUCUUGAAAAUAUCCCGGGAAGUAUAUUUUUAUCUGAUCUCUAUGACGAAUGGCUCGGUGUUAUUGAUGAAGGCAACAAAGAGGCGAUGAUAACUGCAGCCCAGAGGCUUUUAGCCCAGCUGCCAAGAGCAAAUGUUGUUCUCUUGCGAUACCUUUUUGGAGUGCUAUACAACAUCGAGCAACAUUCCUCAUCCAAUCAGAUGACAGCUUAUAAUUUAUCUGUUUGUAUAGCCCCAAGCGUUCUUUACCCACCUGAUUCCGACAGCUUGGAAUUGGAAGACAACUUGAUAAAAAAGAUUUGUCUUGUACAAUUUCUCAUUGAAAAUUGCCUCAGGAUAUUUGGAGAAGACAUCACUUCCCUCUUGGGUGAGAACUCAAUGAGUCAUGGUAACAGCGAGAAGGCCGCAGAUUACGGGAAGAAGACUGUGAAAAGCCGUUAUUUCAGAGCCAGGGCCUUUUGGUGGGGCACCAGAACUUUCCAGCACAAUCAGUGCACAUCCCCACCUUCCGCAAAGCCAGGACAGCUCUUUGGAGUUUCCCUCAUGGAUAUGUGUUAUAAAGACAAGCUGCCCUUUCCAAUUCUGGAUAUGCUUUCCUUUAUUAAUCAAAAAGGGCCACUCACAGAAGGCGUCUUCCGCAAAUCAGUCAAUAUAAAAUCCUGCAGAGUCCUAAAGAAAAAACUAAAUUCUGGGGUCAAACUGAACCCGUAUAGCGAAUCUGUUCAUGUGGUCGCAUCCGUCUUAAAGGUAGGGAAGGUUCUAGCAUUAUCCACAUAUGUGUAACUGAAGCUAUGAAUGGUGUCCUUCAUCAUGACUGCUCAAGAACCGUAAUGGGCAUAAUAGAUUAAGAACCUGACAAGCUGAAAAAUGCUUGACAAAAUCAAUAUUUAAGGAAGCUCCUUUAGGAGUUAAAAGCCCCAUGUGUUAGAAAUACUUUCUGUUUUCACUACACACCGCCCUCCCCACCUUCACUCCUGAAGACUCCAUGCAAAAUACUAAUAAUGAAAUGACUACUAGUCAUGACAAUAAAUUUCAAAAUUUGCACCGAUACGUACACACUGUUUACCCAUGCAAA